AGAGACAAAUAUACACACGCGGCUCAAAAACAAUUACUUAAAUGAAAUAAAUUUACAGCCAAUAAGCACCAACCACGUCUUCUCACCACUUACCACUUUCCUCUCUCUCUCUGCAUUUGUCUCCUGAGAACCCUUGAAAUCGCUACACGAUCUCGUAAACGUGUCUCUCUGACUUCAUCACUUCAAUCUUCCUCAUCAAUUCUUUUAGAUUCCGUUUCUAAAGUGUUCAUCUUUUUUUCUUCCUUCAGCUCAAUUAGAUCACUUCCGUUUUUGGGUUAAUGGAGUAAAAUGAAAAUUAUGCUUUAGCUAAAGCUUCUCUUAGACUUGUAGACAGAUUCUUUAUUUCUUUUGUGUAAAGGUAUAGAAUUCGUGGAGACGAGAAUAUAAAACGACCAGACCAAGUUCGGGAUAUUCGUUUCUUCUUCUGCUUUUGGUCUCUUCCUCUUCUCUAGACCAAAGGGUUUUUAUUCUGUCUCAAAAAAAUUAAAACCUUUUUUUAAGGAGAGGAAGAAAAGUUUCGAUUUUUUUCAGAGAAACACCAAAAAGGCAGAAAACAGAGAAAUCAAAUCACCCGAAUUCAUGAAACAGGGUUCGAUGAAUAGGUCGUGUCUCUUUAGUAUCUUAAUCACUGCUGCUCUGAUCUGUGGUGCUUAUUUCAUUGCCAAUGCUUACCUUGCUGAAGAAUUUAAAGAGAGAUUACUAAAGUGGGAGAUCACUGAUAAGAUGCAGAACGCAACAUCAACCCGUACGUGUGAGGAUUUCAAGAAACCAUUGGGUACAGAAGCAUUACCGCAAGGAAUAAUCGAGAGGACAUCGAACUUGGAAACGCAACAUCUAUGGAACUAUGAUCACACAAAAAAGAGAAGUCCGAACCCGUCAAUGAGUUUGUUAGCUAUGGCAGUUGGAAUCAAGCAAAAGGAGCUAGUCAACAGAGUUAUCCAAAAGUUCUCUCCUCGAGAUUUUGCGGUCAUGCUUUUUCAUUACGAUGGUGUUGUCGAUGACUGGAAGCAGUAUCCAUGGAAUGAGCAUGCAAUUCAUGUUUCCGUAAUGAAUCAAACAAAAUGGUGGUUCGCCAAGCGAUUCUUACAUCCCGAUAUAGUUGCAGAGUAUGAAUAUAUAUUUCUUUGGGACGAGGAUCUUGGUGUAGCUCAUUUCAAUCCUCAACGAUACCUAUCAAUUGUGAAAGAAGAGGGGCUUCAGAUAUCGCAACCGGCUCUCGACACUACAAAAUCAGAAGUGCAUCAUCCAAUAACCGCUCGUCGCAAGAAAGGAAAAGUUCACAGGAGGAUGUAUAAAUACAAAGGUAGCGGGCGAUGUGAUGACCAUAGCACCAAUCCUCCCUGCAUCGGAUGGGUAGAAAUGAUGGCACCUGUUUUCUCUAGAGGAGCAUGGAGAUGUUCUUGGUAUAUGAUUCAGAAUGAUUUGAUCCAUGCUUGGGGUCUAGAUACGCAGCUUGGUUACUGCGCUCAAGGUGACAGAAAGAAAAAUGUUGGUGUUGUUGAUGCGGAGUACAUAGUUCAUUACGGCCUUCCAACGCUAGGUGUGGUUGAAACCGCUUCACUCUCUGUGCGGAAUGAGACAGACCCAAAAUCAACGGAAUCAUUAGAGUCUCGUGAAGUAGAUAAUAGACCAGAAGUGAGGAUGAAAUCAUUUGUAGAGAUGAAGAGAUUCAAGGAACGUUGGAAGAAAGCUGUGAGGGAUGAUAGAUGUUGGGUCGAUCCGUAUUAGAACCGGAGUGGUUGAAGUAAACCGAACCAAAUUGGAUUAUUUCCAUAAUAGUGUUGAUAUUGUUUUUGUUUGAGUAACCCUUUGGUGGUCCAUUUGUAUACAAUUAUUUUGGUACAUAGAUUUUGUUCUAGUGGUCCAUUUGAGUGUAUUUAUGUGUGUUUAUGGACCACAGAGUAGAUUUUUCACAUUUUGUACCAUUAUACAAAAGUGUUUUUGUUACAAGUAAAAGCAUCUAUGAUUGAUUAUA
Capsella rubella is the source of this 1975-nucleotide messenger RNA. RefSeq lists its product as uncharacterized. The coding region runs from base 580 to 1728 and encodes 382 amino acids. The transcript is spliced from 12 exons. Lineage: Eukaryota; Viridiplantae; Streptophyta; Magnoliopsida; Brassicales; Brassicaceae. The record is from RefSeq and is a predicted model, not a curated record.